Molecule: messenger RNA, 537 nt
Organism: Glycine soja
Lineage: Eukaryota; Viridiplantae; Streptophyta; Magnoliopsida; Fabales; Fabaceae
Exons: 1
Coding region: 1-537 (178 amino acids)
Source: RefSeq, a predicted model, not a curated record
AUGGGUCUAAGCAAGCUCGGAACCGCAAUAACGGCGAUAACGGCCGUUACUCUGGUGUUUCUGUUCAUGGAGAUCGUUUACGUGCUGUGGCAACGCCGUCAGAGGCUCCGUCCGCGCGUGCGCGUGGAGCCGCAGGAGGCUUCGCCCCAGUGUUCUUCCACCUCGUCUUCUCCAAGUGACGAUGAUGACGUGGAGCUCGAAAUCGAACAGCACGUGAUGAAGUGGCAGCAGUGUCUUAACGGUAACGGUAACGGCCCCUCCAGGGUGCUCUUCACCAUCAAGGAGGAAGAGAGAGAAGAGGUUGACUCCGAUAACGGCAACGACAAUGGUUUGUCCGAGGAGUGUAACAAGAGUGCGCGUGCGUGGUUGGAUCAUGAGCGCGUGGCAGCGGUGGUGGACGAGGUUGUGGUCGUGGUUGAGGAGUUGUUGUUAUUGAACGAAACGACGACGCCGUGUGCUUCGCCUCCGUACUACACACCCUACGCUUCGCCGAGUCGUGAAGAGUGUCGUAAAGAUUUAAACGACAGUAAUGGAUGA